Molecule: messenger RNA, 246 nt
Organism: Gongylonema pulchrum
Lineage: Eukaryota; Metazoa; Nematoda; Chromadorea; Rhabditida; Gongylonematidae
Source: the annotation of a GenBank genome assembly
AUGGAACCAUUUUCUCAUAACAUGAUGCGUUUGGGUGUUGCUACGGUAUGGAACGAACAACGAGUGUUUGAUUUACUUGGUGCACAACGCCAAUAUUUUGAUCAGUUCAUUGACGCGUGGAAAGCCAACGAUCCGUAUCAGCAGCGUAUCCACAUUCCUUACGUACGUUUUGCUACUGAAACCAUCGGAUACUUUUUUUUGGAGCAUUUGAAUGAAAGCGGAGCGGCGUACUGUACUGAAAUCUAG